Clunio marinus is the source of this 198-nucleotide messenger RNA. The record is from the annotation of a GenBank genome assembly. NCBI's taxonomy places the organism in Eukaryota, Metazoa, Arthropoda, Insecta, Diptera, Chironomidae.
AUGUGUCAUGGGAAAGAAUCACGUUUAAUUAUUAUUUCACAAGCAAUUUGGGGCUGUGAUUUAUGUGAAGAAAGCAUAUUUAACAUAUUGAUCUUAAAAGCCUAUCUACACGAUGUAUGCGUUGAGGUUUUCCUAUUUGCUUUUAGGCACGUUAAUGUUUGCACGAGAAGAACAGCAAGAGAAUUGGAUUUGACUUAA